UAGACGUGCGCUGUUCACGUUUGACAGCUGUUUGAUGGUAAAUAAAGCAGGGAUUAAAAAAAGGCCAAUCAAAACCACGAAAGCGAAAGUCGCGAUUGUUUUGGGUGGUGUAUCCCAGUAGCAGAAGCAAUCCCUAGAGAAAAUCUACCAAAUCUGUGAUCUAAAAAGAUGCGCCUCUAAACAACAUCCGCUAGGCCGCUUGGAGGUUGAAUGUGCGCUCGCGCGUUUUGCGUUGUGUGUACGAGGCACUGAAGUCUGCACAAUUCUAACUCCACCCAACACCGACCACGACGUCGACCAGGCGGACAAAGACAAGGGCUAGGAGGGCUUUCCAGUCCAAGAUGGAGUGUGACGAUGCGGCCGUGGAACGCCAAAAGCUAGUGUCGAACGAUGAGGAAGAUGAUCAGAACACAAUCACAAACCUUUCCUCGAGCGGGCAGGCAAAAUCCGUACAGACGCCCAUCUCACCCGUUCUGAGUAACAAGCUAUUUUCCAGUGGCGAAACUAGCCGAAGCCAAAACUCCACCAGCUACUCACUGGGGAAAGGAAUCGCGAACGAUGCUCCACUGACCACUAAAGUCAACUACGUUAACGAACGCAAAGCGCAGGAUACGAAGCCAAAGGCUAAAAAAAUCCAACGAGAGCUCACACCCACCGGUGGUAUUCCAAACACCAACACCAUCACCACCACUGCCACCGUUGGCACCACCUCUUCCAGCACAAGUAGUAAUCUCCCGGACGGACCGAUCACAACGGCCGUACCCAACAGCAACGUAUCGCGCCAGCUUAAAUCUCCGCCAUCACAGUACCAACGCCCUAAGCCACCAGAUUCGUUACCCUCGCCCUCAAGCAGUGGUAUAGGGGGUGGUGGUGGUGGUGGAGGCACAAAACUACGCAACAACCCUAGCGUCAAUCCUGUAUCGUCUGCCUCGGGCAGCUCUAUAACGCUCAAUGCAAAAUCGCACAAUUUCUCAUCCCGUCCAUUAAAACAUCAUUCUUUUAUAUCAGAGGUACCCGACGUGCGGCAUAUGGAACGGGCCCUGCUGGGGCUGCUGGAGGAUUUCCAUUCGGGCAAACUGAAAGCUUUCGGUUCCGGCUGCACGAUGGAGCAGAUGACGAGCAUCCGCGAGCAGCAGGAAAGUUUGGCGAAGCUACACUUUGACCUUGGCACAGAAGCAUUUACCGGUGGCAGCAACAAUCCGAACACCGACAACGAGCUGCAGGCGCAAAGCAAUAUGAAGAAGCUGGUGCAAAAGCUGGAACAAUUGUCCUUCUCCAUCGAGAAGCUCCAUUCAAGCAAUGUAGAGAAGUAAUUGGAUAAACAGACUGACUUAACACGCGUUAGUCUAUAACUAUGUAGGAUAAAUUAAUAAGGGAGAGGUUCUCCGUUCCGAAUCUUCGAUUACGAACUGGAACUCGUAUAAUGGCCGGACCGAAGAGACAAGCGGACGGAAAGGUGUAGGCGUGCGUGGAACAACGCAGAGACGGUUCUUUCCGUGUUCCUGUUUUACGCCGAAAAACAUGUUUUAUACAUUUUUGGGAAUUAAACACAAAUUUUAUGUUA
Messenger RNA from Anopheles funestus (African malaria mosquito), 1564 nucleotides. RefSeq names its product coiled-coil domain-containing protein 28A. NCBI's taxonomy places the organism in Eukaryota, Metazoa, Arthropoda, Insecta, Diptera, Culicidae. The record is from RefSeq and is a predicted model, not a curated record. The coding region runs from base 342 to 1313 and encodes 323 amino acids. The transcript is spliced from 4 exons.